Molecule: messenger RNA, 1416 nt
Organism: Eucalyptus grandis
Lineage: Eukaryota; Viridiplantae; Streptophyta; Magnoliopsida; Myrtales; Myrtaceae
Product: trans-resveratrol di-O-methyltransferase
Exons: 2
Coding region: 39-1166 (375 amino acids)
Biological process (GO): methylation
Molecular function (GO): O-methyltransferase activity; S-adenosylmethionine-dependent methyltransferase activity; protein dimerization activity
Source: RefSeq, a predicted model, not a curated record
AGUCCAACUUAAUCCAAUCUUUGUCCCUCCUAACAACAAUGGACGCGGCAAAUAGCGGAGAGAUGAGCGAGAGCGAGAUCUUCCGAGCUUACGCUCACGUAUGGACCCACACUUUCAACUUCAUCUCCUCCAUGUCCCUCAAAUGCGCCAUCGAGCUCGGCAUCCCCGACACCCUCCACCGCUGCGGCCACCCCAUGACCCUCCCUGACCUUGCCACGGCAUUGUCUGUCCCGGCCUCCAAGGCAGCCUUCCUUGGCCGCCUCGUGGCUGUCCUCGUGCACACCGGCUUCCUCUCCUGCCAGAAGCCCGCCCCUAGAAACAACCCAAUAUCAGAAGACACGGCUGACGAACUCGGGUUUGAGUAUUCUCUCACUCCAGCUUCACGUGUCAUCGUGAAGGGCCAACCGUGGGACAUGUCGCCGAUCGCAAUGGUGAUGCUCAACUCAUUAUUAGUGGAACCAUUUCACUGCCUGAGCGAGUGGCUCAAGAGCGACAGCGAGGUUGGCCCAUCGUCGUUGCGGACACCCUUCGACAUGAAGCAUGGGAAGGGCCUGUGGGAGUACGCGAGCCAGGACGAGAAUCUCAACCGGUGCCUCAACGAGGGGAUGGCGAGUGAUGGGCCGAUGAUGGCGAGGCUUAUAAUGGACAAGUGUGGUAGGCGGCUGUUUGAGGGGCUGAGGACGGCGGUCGACGUGGCGGGAGGCAUCGGAGGGCUGGCGAGGGAGCUGGCAAAGGCUUUUCCGGAGAUGGAGUGGACAGUACUCGACCUGGUGCAUGUGGUGGCCAGCAUGGAAGGGACAAGGAAUUUGAAGUAUGUAGGUGGUGACAUGUUUGAGGCUAUACCUCCGGCGGACGCCAUUUUGCUCAAGUGGAUAUUACACGACUGGAGCGACGAAGAGAGCGUGAAAAUAUUGAAGCGGUGUAAGGAAGCGAUCACGAGCAAUGGCAAGAUGGGAAAAGUGAUGAUAGUAGAGAUAGUGAUAGGAGAUGAACUGGAGGAAUUCCAUACCACGAAGCUCUUCUAUGACAUGAUGCUAAUGGGGUGUCUCACAGGCAAGGAAAGGAACGAAAAGGAAUGGGCGAAGCUCUUUCGUGAAGCUGGUUUUAGUGACUAUAAGAUUACUCCUUUGGCGGGUUUUAGAUCUCUCAUUGAGGUUUAUCCUUGAUGAUUGAGAUUAAUUGGAGUAACUGGUGCGGGUAUAUCAAGCUUGGUUUUUAUUGGUGUGGUUGCAUUGCAAUUUUCCUUUCUUUUUUCUUCUUUUUUAGCGUGAUUUAAGAGUCGUGUCUUUAGUUUGUUUGGUCUACCAUUCAAGGAAACCUGACCUUGAAUAUCUAUCACUGGAUUGUGCUUGAAUAUGGGUGUAAACUAAGUACGUUUCUAAAUAAAAAAGAUAUACCGUGCAUGAUCUUUUAGUA